UGCCCCUGUUUUCUCGGGCUCAGUCUCACAGUCCGUCUCCUGACGUUCAAGUUCGCAGGAACGUCACGUCCGCACUUGAACUUGCAGCCCAGGCUGGUAGUGGUGGUGGAGGUGGUGGUGAUGGUGGUGGGGGCUUCUCCUCUCUCCGCGCACCCCCCCACUCUGUCUCUCCCUCUUUCUCCCUCAUCAUCAUCAUUACUCUGUCUUUGCGUAAAAGUCAUGAAGAGCUCCGCACAGCCCGCUGCUCCUUCUCCUGCUCCUUCUGCUCCUGCUCCUUCUGCUCCUGCUGUUGCGCGCUUCGCCUCAGCCUCUCUAUGAUCCAGCGUUUCUCUGCUUUUCCUCGUUUUUUUUAACCUCGGUGGAUGUGACGGGCAUCAAUGAAGACACUUCCCACGGAGCCUCGGACCUUGUUGUAGGAACUGGAUUUCCCAAUGUGAACUCACGCAGCUGAGGAGCCGCCGCUGAACCGACAUGUCUCGCCGCAAACAAGGCAAACCCCAGCACUUGAGCAAACGGGAGUUUUCGCCUGAGCCGCUGUCAGGCGUUCUACCAGAGGAAGACUCUCAGGACUCCCCCAGACUUGGAGCAGUUCCGGACGAUCCCCUAAAAGGGGACCAGGACCUGCUGACCUGCGGCCAGUGCCACUCCCGCUUCCCCCUCGCUGACAUCUUGCUUUUCAUUGAACACAAACGUAGGCAGUGCCACGGCAGCCUCUGUGCGGACAAACCCCUGGACAGGCCGCCAUCCUCCCCGCUCGCCUCACCCCUCUCCACGUCCUCGUCCCACUCACGGACCACCCAUCAACACCCGCGCAGGGCGUGCCACCCGGUGGAGGUGGCCAUUCAGGUGUCGCCGCAGGAUGAGGAUUGUUUAUCCACUCCUUUGCAAGGAAUUAUCCCCAAAACGGAGCACAUCACAGAUAAAGAUGAGCCCAGCAGCUACACCUGCACCACCUGUAAGCAGCCCUUCACCAGCGCCUGGUUCCUUCUCCAGCACGCUCAGAACACCCAUGGUUUCCGCAUCUAUCUGGAGAGCGAGCCUGGCAGCCCUCUUACCCCCCGCGUGGCCACAGCACCCGGGAUGGGGGGCGAUUGCGCCUCCUCCCAGCCGCCUCUUCACGCCGUCCACUUGGCCGAAGGCAGUCCUUACAGCCUUCUCCGGAUGCCAGGCUCAGGUUCUGGCAGGGAUUCUGCAUCCACGCCUCGGGAGGGCCGUUAUCCCAGAACCCCACCUCUCUUCAGCCCUCCACCGCGCCAUCACCUUAGUCCAGACGACCUGACCUUGGCGACCCACCACCCCAGUGCUUUUGACAGGGUGAUGAGGCUAAACUCAGUACCAUUAGAAAUCCCUCCGAGCAUGGACUUCUCCAGACGUCUACGUGAGCUGGCUGGGAACGCGACGGGGUCCUCGCCCCCUCUCUCCCCUAACAGGCCUAACCCUAUGCAACGGCUACUGCAGCCAUUCCAGCCAGGUUCCAAGCCUCCAUUUUCAGCCACACCUCCCCUCUCCACCUCUCAGUCACCUUCUGGCUCACGUUCCACCCCCAACACCAUCACAAAUGCAGUGCAGCCAGCUACACCUCUCAAGGCAAAGUCUUGUGAGUUCUGUGGGAAGACCUUCAAGUUCCAGAGCAAUCUAAUUGUUCAUAGGCGUAGCCACACAGGGGAAAAGCCAUUCAAGUGUCACCUUUGUAACCAUGCCUGCACCCAGGCCAGUAAACUGAAACGACACAUGAAGACGCACUCUCAGAACAAGUCGUCAGCAAUUAACGCCAAGUCGGACGACGGCCUCUCCACUGCCAGUUCUCCUGAACCUGGCACUAGUGAGCUGAUAGGCAGCGCCACGGACGCCCUCAAGUCCGUGGUGGCCAAGUACAAGAGUGACAACAAUCAUUUGCGCGAGAAUGGAGAGGAAGAGGAAGAUGAAGAGGAAGAGGAAGAAGAGGAGGAAGAGGAGGAGGAAGAGGAAGAAGAGGAGGAAGAAGAAGAGGAGGAAGAAGUUGAGAAUAAGCCUGUGGUGGAAGAGGAGGACGGGAGGAAUGACUAUCGUUUCAGCCUGCGGCUUGAAGGGGCCCGUCACCACCAAAACAGUGACGCCCUGCAUCCACGCCGCCGGAGUUCAUCGCAGGACCCUGCUGAUGACGACUCAGCCAUGGAGUCAGACCGUGCAGAUGACGGCACCACAACUACCAUCAAUGGUCUGGGGCCCCUGUCCACUGAGAGCCUGUCACGGAAGCUGCUUGGUGGCCGCGUAAGUCCCGGCUCUCUCAGUCCACUGUCCAAGCGCAUCAAGGUCGAGAAGGACAUCGACCCCCCGACACCCACCAUCCCUAACACGGAAAAUGUCUACUCUCAGUGGCUCGCCGGCUACGCCGCCUCCAGACAACUCAAGGACCCCUUCCUCAGCUUCACAGGCGGGGACUCCAGACAAUCGCCCUUCGCCUCCUCGUCUGAACACUCGUCAGAGAACGGCAGCCUUCGUUUCUCCACCCCACCAGGUGAGCUGGACGGAGAACGUGCUGCCUCGGGACGUAGCGGCACCGGCAGCGGGGCCAGCACUCCCCACGGCGGGAACGGCAACGGCCGGCCGAACUCCAAGGACAGCCGCCGCAGUGACACUUGUGAGUAUUGCGGCAAAGUGUUCAAGAACUGCAGCAACUUGACUGUGCACCGGCGCAGUCACACUGGAGAGCGUCCCUACAAGUGCGAGCUGUGCAGCUACGCGUGCGCCCAGAGCUCUAAGCUCACCCGCCACAUGAAGACCCACGGACAGCUGGGCAAGGACGUGUACAAAUGUGAAAUCUGUCACAUGCCUUUCAGUGUCUACAGCACGCUGGAGAAACACAUGAAGAAAUGGCACAGUGACCGCCCUCUGGCUAAUGAAAUUAAGACUGAGUAGAGCAGCGCGCUGGCUGGUCGUUCUCUCUAACUCAGCUCCUCUGGCUAAAAGCAACCCCGGCUGACACGUCGAUAAGUGAGGGAAAAGGACGACAGGGUUAGACACCAGUAAGCAGUACAGCCCUGUGAUAAUCCCCGAAUAUAAAAAAGAGCUGAAUGCAUGAUCCAUCACUGGGGCAAUACUAUUGCACCAAAAGCAAAACUUUUUGAGCCUUUCUAUUGUGCAAUAAUUUACACGUUUUUGUAUUUUUUUGUAACUGGACAGCAUGCUCAGUGUGUUUUGGCUACUUAGAGAGAAAUUUGUCCUCGGCUGGUGGGUUUGGUGGUACACGUGUUGCUCUUGAUACUUUUGAUUUCUUCGACAUGAAAAAGAAAAAAAAUAGAUUCUAGAUAUGACAACCCAUGCUGCACACAGUCCAUACUGUUUUACAUAUCAUGUACAGGUUUGUGUUCUAACAUCGUGGACAGUAUCACAUAUGAUCGAAAACGUCACGACAUGCAGGGUCACACUUAAAACUGAUCUUUGUGAAAGACUUUCAAUGCAAGAUUGAGAUAAAAAAAAUAUAUAUAUAGUAUGUAAAAAAAAAAAUUGGGCUGCCUAUGAACCCUUAGGCACUGGCGCCGUUAAGUAUUUCUAGUACAAACAGCAAUGAAAUUUACAAUAUGGUGUGAAAUUACAACAAAGAGUGCCUUGGAUAUUUUACCCGCGUUAGUUAAUACUCUUUUUGUUUUUUGCUAUAAGCUCAGAGUUUCAGCUACGGAAGAUUACAGGACAUUUUUGUGCACAUAUGAAAUUUGCAGGUACUUGCAUCAAGCGCCUGUACGACCCUGUCGUUUUGUGACUUAGCAGAGGAUACAGAACCAGCUGAAAGAAAAACAGAACAAAAAGAAUGACUAUGUGUAACUCUGGUAAAUCAUUUCUCUGCCUGACUCAUGUGUAUAUUGUUAUUCUCCAGAUCAUGAUUCUGUUUACGGGCAUGCUACAUGCUGGAACGGAGUAAGUGAUCGAGGUGUAGAUUUUGGUUUUGGUUUUAGGUGUUCAUUAUUUCCCAGUACGUGUUGGUACCACACUGAGAGGGAGUCGUUUUCAACCAACGUGAAGCUCUUAAUUUUCCCAGAGUGCUUUUAUUUUCUUUAAUAAGUUUAAAGUUUGCAGAUAUCCUCUUAUUUUUUUUGUAAGUAGCACAGAUGUGCAGCUCCUCCGUGUCCAGGCAGGCAGUGUAGCCAGCAGCCACCUGAAGACCAUGGGGGAGGGGACUGGGGGGUUAGCUGCUCGAAACCAGACAGAUUUAGGGUGAGGGUUGGGGCUAGGGGGUUUUUGGCUGGGUGUAUGAUGAGGGUCAGGAUGGGUGGAGGGUCAGAAUAGUGGGUGGGGAGUGGGUUAACCAGGUGUCUCUACAAUUCAAAUGUUUAUGUCCUUUUAGUGCUUACUCUCUUUACUGCAGUAGAUUUUAGAAGAAGAAAAAACUUUACUUAAUAUGAAAACCCUUUUAUUUUCAUUAAUCCAUGUUGGAAAUUACUUUAAAAUGGAAAACUCCAAUCAGAAGUUAAGAGUCGCUCAUCCAGCAUCUACAUAGUUGGGAAGGUUAAGACCACCUGCAGACGUGGGUUAUAUCUGACAGUUCUGCAGCCCAAUCACAGAUGACAAAGUUAGCUGUCCAAGUUAUGGGCUAUGAAACUAUUUAACGCACAUCGUGCAACCCAAAAACCCUCGCUCUUUCCUUUGUUUGCCCCCGCCUUUUAUCUGGCUGACUGAUUUGGUCAGCUUGUGGCCCACUACCCCAACAGAAGUGGACCACUCUAUGCCUACAUGGGUCACAUAAAAGUGUCUCAUAAAGUGGAUGUGGGUGCCACAAAUAAUUGGAUAUCUUGAUAUGGCUGCCCUACAAGUGGGCUAUAAUUGAAUGUGGGUCAUACCAUCAGUCCAACUUUGAACAGUCCACUUUGAAGCCCAGUUACCCAGGCACACUCUGGUGUGGUUCUUAUGGAGAUGCUGGAUGGGUCUGAAAUAAGGUUAUUUUUUUUUUCUUUGAAACAAAGUACCCCUCCUCACAGGUUUGUUAGAGUGUAACUGACACACUUCUGUGUCCCAGAGAGUUCACAUGGUCUGGAGCAGCGGUUCCCUCAGUCUAUUCAAGGUAGCAAACCAUUCUGACCUAAUUUUUCAGUACAAAUCUGGAUGAACGGGAGUCAUUUGAAUGACAAUAUAGCAACACAUCUGUCAGGAAUUUGUUUUUCCAAUUUUUUGGACUUGUGUAUCAAUUAUUAAAGAUAAAGGAUACACAGCAAAAAAAUCUUAAACUUUUUGAACUGUUAAGCAAGGUAGCGUCUUUAAACGUACAGCGGGAAAUGUAGUUUGUAAAUUGCCCCCAAACCCACCCUGGGGUCCCAGUCCAGUGUCAGGGAAUCACUGCUCCAACCUACAGUUGCAUCUUUGUCUCCAUUCCCCACGUCAUUGUCGAUGAUAUAGCACUUGUCACUCUGCCUUGGAUUCUGUAUCUGUCUCUCUAAUCGGAGGUACAGUGGUUGAGUAUAAAAUAAGAACCGGAUUCCAGAUCCGGGACUAAAAACGUGCACUGUUCAAUUUUCCCAGUUUACAGUCAGACGCUCAAGGGAAAACUUUGCUCUUAUGCUGACAACUUUAGCUAGGUGUCACUGCUUUGCAUUAAAAAUAUCACGAGGAAAACAAAAAAAGAAGAAAAAAACAAAACACAAAAACAAAAGCAUGGGUUGAAAGAAAAGUGUCGCCAGCCAUGUCUUCUUCUGAGAACUGAAUCAGUUCUUAAAGGUAUCAACGCAGGAACAGCCAUAAAAAUCUCCUGCUUCAUGCCAAACUAUAGAAAUGAAAUCAAAUCUUUCAAGCAGUAUAUAUAUGUAUAUAUGUCUACAUAUAUACAUAUAUAUACAUAUUUUUACAAACACCAUUUCCAGAAAAGUUGGUACAUUUUUAAAAGUUAAGUAAAAACAAUUAGGUCAUGCACUUUAGUGAACCGUUAAUAAUCCGUCAAAAGGACAAAGAAAAGACUUUUGUUGUUUUUAGUCAAUGUCGUCAUCGUAUCCUUAAUAACAAAGUCCAGUUCAAGGAUCUUUUUUUAAGUCAGUCUGCUCUUGUCCUCAGUGGUGUUUCCAUCAGAGACUUCCUUCUUAGUAAAACUCCUGAGGCUGACCUUUGACCCCAGGUCAUGACCUGCUUCUUCGUCUAUUCUAAGGACUAGAAUCCACUUCCUUUAAAUGUUCUUUCAGUUUGUUCAGAUGAUUCUAGAACUAAACUGUUGGUGAGCUUCAUUUGAACAGGUUUUCAUUUAAGUGAAAAACAUAUGACGGUCAAACUUGUCAAAGCUGUUGGGGACACAGAGACCAGUCUGAACUGGUUUUAGUCAUUAACACCAGAAAAUCUGUAGGAAUGACAACAAUAAUUUACCCUAGUAUGUGUCACCAAUAGCAACAGGAGUGUCAUUAUGGUAUUUUCUUGGCCCUGGUGCAGCUCUUCACCACCGCGACCUGUUGUUGUUUGGUUGUUUUUUUUUACAUCUUUUAUAAAGUGUACCAACUUUUCUGGAAAAUCCUGGGGUUUGCGAUUUGGUCUCUCUUUUCUGUCUGUGACAUCCGGCACUUGAUCACUAUGUAAUGAAUCGUGAUGAACAUGUCUCAUAAUUUUUUGCCUUUACUCUACACAAGUCUUCAGGUUGAACAAAAAUGAGCAUCGGGGAGAGAUUUAUGAAAUAGAAAUAUAUAGAGAGAAGCUAAAACAUGGGCAGACGUACGCUCACAUACGUCCCCGUGUUCGAAAACACAUUUAUGGUCUACUUUUUCCCUGUAUUUAGAAUGGUAUUUGAAAUUAAUGUUCACUUAGCGUAGGCACUUAUAGUAUUUAUGUUGGAGCCUGUAUUUUUAACUGUUUUUGCCUGUACUCUUUAAAGGUUUCAAUGUACCCUUUUUUUCUGUAGUGAAAAAAAAAAUCCCAACAAGCUGCCACCGUAUAUUUUCUUAAUUUGGCAGGAUAAUAUAGUGUGAAUAAUUUGUAUGCUUGAAAAAAAAAGUAUGUUUUUUUUUUGUUGUUGUUUCGUUGUUUUUUUGAAAAAUAAAAUGUGGCGACCCCGCAGGGUGAGAGGUCAUGUAAUGGCCUUUUCAGGCAGUCCGUGCUGGAGCCACCACACUGAGGUAAAACAGGUGGUUGUACAUAUCUUUUUAGUUUAUUUUAUAUAUUUUUCUCUCCUGCCAUUUUAUAUGCAGUAAUACAAGCUAUUGUUGGGUUUUUUCUCGGUAGCCAACUUUUUACUGUCCUUGAACAUGUACCGCCUGAUAACAUUCCAGACAUUUUUGAAAAACAAAAAAACAAACAAAAAAAGAACCUUUGUCAUAUGCAAUCAAAUCCAACACCGAUCCAAACAACAGUCUUUGUUGCUGCAGUUUUAUGUUAAGAUUUUGUUCAUUAUCUUGAGUUUUCCUGAGUUUCGUCAUUGCCAAAUGAACCAUGGUGCUUUAUAAUUUAAACGUGGUACAUGUCAUAUGCAAGGCAUAUCCUAAAUGUAGGUGAAAUCACGGAGAGAGUACGGUACGUCUCAUCAACGCUGAUGGUUUUCAAGGUACAUUUGUGUUUUUCAGCCUGAUCUCAUCCUGUGUUCUGUAUUUACGCUCAAGCUACUUGCUCUGAACUGAACUUGAAGUCGACCUGCGACAGUGGUCGACAUUAUUUAUUAUGACUAUAAACACACGUACGUACGCUCUGUUCUGAACAGAGGCCCUGCAAAACGAAUCAGUCCACUUCUCUCCCGCCCGGUGAAUCUUGACAGCUUCACUUCUCUGUCUGAUGACCAAAGUUCACUGACCCACCUUUAGCAGUUUUUGCUCAACUUACAGAUUUUGUUGUUUGUUGUUGUUGUAAUUUUUUUUUUUUUCAGUUACGGAGAUGCCACUCUAUUUUCAGCUGUUGUCUGCAUUAUUCUCUUCACUCAGCCAUUUUGUCUUGAAAAAAAUAAAAAAAAAUGUAUUA
This is a messenger RNA of Cynoglossus semilaevis (tongue sole), 7890 nucleotides long. RefSeq names its product B-cell lymphoma/leukemia 11A-like. Gene Ontology annotation, biological process: negative regulation of dendrite development; regulation of transcription by RNA polymerase II. The transcript is spliced from 3 exons. The record is from RefSeq and is a predicted model, not a curated record. Gene Ontology annotation, cellular component: nucleus. Gene Ontology annotation, molecular function: RNA polymerase II cis-regulatory region sequence-specific DNA binding; DNA-binding transcription factor activity. Bases 472 to 2898 code for a protein of 808 amino acids. NCBI's taxonomy places the organism in Eukaryota, Metazoa, Chordata, Actinopteri, Pleuronectiformes, Cynoglossidae.